CCCGGCCCCCCUCCCGCUUCCAGCCCCGGCUCCGCCCUCCAUCACACCCCCUGCCCUUGACGCCGCCCGCCUUUGCGCCACACCCCUUUCUUCCCUCCUCCCCUCCCCCCAGCCCGCGGAAGUCCCACACGUGCAGUCACCGCUGGACACGCGCGUGCCCCUCGCCUUCCAUCCCCGCCCCACCCCGUGUGGGUUUCUGUUUCUAGUAAGCCAUGUCCCGGUCUCGAUCGGCGCCUUCCGGAGGCUCGUCGGCAGGCUCCGGCGCAUCUGGCACCCCGGCUCUCCAUAAGCUGAUUGUCGUGGGUCUCGGUGGUGUUGGCAAGACUGCCAUCAUCUUCCAAUACGUCUAUGGCGACUUCAUCUCCUCCUAUGACCCGACGAAGGCCGACUCGUACCGCAAGAAGAUCAUGUUCGAGGACGAGGAGAUCAACAUCGAUGUGCUUGACACCUCUGGUCAGGAGGAGUAUGCCGCCAUCCGUGACAACUACUACCGCUGUGGCGAGGGAUUCCUCUGCGUUUUCUCCUUGACCGAGCGCGAGACCCUUGAUGCCCUUGAUGAUUUCAUCGAGCAGAUCCACCGCGUCCUGGAUGACACGGAAAUCCCGAUCAUUCUUGUCGGUAACAAGUCCGAUUUGGAGCGAAGCCGCGCGGUCUUCUCCGAAGAGGCCCAGGCCAAGGCUGACCACUGGAAGAUCCCCUACUACGAGACCUCGGCCAAGACUCGCCACAACAUCGAUGAGGUUUUCACCCACAUUAUCCGCUCGAUCACCCAGCGGAAGCGGGCGGCCUCGACAGCGGCCCGGACCAACCGUCGUCGCGGAGGAAGCGGCAAGCGCCGUGGCUGUGUCCUCCUCUAAUCGCAUCACGUCUGGUGGUGUUUCUUCCCCCUCCAUAUGCGCGGCCUCUCCUCGCGCAGGCAUCCACACACACACACACACACACA
Messenger RNA from Fonticula alba, 943 nucleotides. RefSeq names its product Ras-like protein Ral-A. The record is from RefSeq and is a predicted model, not a curated record. Gene Ontology annotation, biological process: Ras protein signal transduction. NCBI's taxonomy places the organism in Eukaryota, Rotosphaerida, Fonticulaceae. Bases 213 to 857 code for a protein of 214 amino acids. Gene Ontology annotation, cellular component: plasma membrane. The transcript is spliced from 5 exons. Gene Ontology annotation, molecular function: GTP binding; GDP binding; GTPase activity.